Molecule: messenger RNA, 363 nt
Organism: Gryllus bimaculatus (two-spotted cricket)
Lineage: Eukaryota; Metazoa; Arthropoda; Insecta; Orthoptera; Gryllidae
Source: the annotation of a GenBank genome assembly
AUGGGUUCUUUACUGACGGUGGGCUACUUGGGCAGGCAAGGGCACAAGCCGCACAUGGUGGCGGUGGCUACGAUUCUCAUGUCCAUUGCCUUGCUGGGGCGGCUGCUGCCCCACUGGGUGUACGGGCCAGGGCAGGACGCAUUGGAGCUCACCAAGGAAUACGGAGACGCCGCUCUGCUGCUAAGCAACUCUUCGGGAUCUCUCGCUCAAGACGACUGCUCGGACAGCGGGUCACUGGGGGCGCCCUCUAUCUUCUUCUUCACCAGCAGCGUCCUUCUCGGCGUUUCUACCUCCGUCUAUUGGACGCUGGGCGUCUCCUACCUGGACGACAAUACGCUCAAAGAUAAGGCUCCAUUGGCACUU